This is a messenger RNA of Peniophora sp. CBMAI 1063, 1053 nucleotides long. NCBI's taxonomy places the organism in Eukaryota, Fungi, Basidiomycota, Agaricomycetes, Russulales, Peniophoraceae. The record is from the annotation of a GenBank genome assembly.
AUGGGCGCUGUGGAUCACACUUACCCGUUGCACCCCAUUGCAUGCGUCGUAGGCGCUGUAAUGCUGCUCGUCGUCAUUGCAGUCUAUCUUAUCCGCCGUCGCUGGAACCUAGUCAUCUUCUUUCUUGCCUCCUGCUUGGCGAUCGAGAACCUGAUGCUCGCUGCGAACGAGAUAUCGUGGUUCAGCGACGCCAGCAUCAAGCUUCACGCUUAUUGCGAUAUCUUCUCUCACUUUCUACUGUUCUGCUACAUCGUCAGAGCUUUGUCCACCCUGCUCAUAACCCGCCGAUUAUACAUCAUAUCCGGCCUCAGAACAACAACAUCAUACGAAACCAAGGGAGGCUUGAUCUUGACAUGGGUCCUUGAGCUCGCGGUUCCGGCCAUGAUAGCCGGACCUCUAUACUACGUGGUGCAGACCAAUCGCUUCGAUGUCGUCGCAGGAUUCGGGUGCGUCUACGCCUUGGACUACUCAUUCCUCACGAUUCUAUUGGUCGGAGGCUGGGGCGUCGUCUUCCCUCUGAUCUCUAUUCUCAUCUAUUACCCAAAGGUCGCCUACUUCUUCUACUCUCAGAGCAGAGAGGCCGCUCGCCUACGAUCGGGAGCCUCCAACAGUGCCCUCUCACGCGCAGAUUAUCUGCGGAUCUUUGCCUUGUCCAGUAUCGACAUCCUGCUGACACUACCGACGAACGUCAUUGUCGUGGCUUUGGCCGUCCUGGACUUCAGAGACACUUCGGAUCCGCCGCCUUUCUAUUCGGGCUGGGACACGGUACACGCGGAUUGGACACCACAAGUGGGGAAGCGCAAAGCGUACUUCGAUCUCUUAGCCUGGAUGGCCCCCGUCACGUCUUUCGCCCUGUUCGCCAUCUUUGGAUUCACUCCCGAUGCUCGCGCAGCAUACUCACAGGUCAUCCGUACUGCGAAGGGAUGGCUGGGCUGGAAGCCGAAUGCCGAUACGCCACGGACUUCUUCCGUAACCUCGUUGGCGUUUGGGAGACCUGCGCAGGAAGCGGGGACUGCGCAGGCUGCCUCAGGCGUGACGGGGCAAAGUGUAUAA